Cutaneotrichosporon oleaginosum is the source of this 2542-nucleotide messenger RNA. RefSeq lists its product as uncharacterized. Gene Ontology annotation, biological process: phosphatidylinositol dephosphorylation. The record is from RefSeq and is a predicted model, not a curated record. Lineage: Eukaryota; Fungi; Basidiomycota; Tremellomycetes; Trichosporonales; Trichosporonaceae. Gene Ontology annotation, molecular function: phosphatidylinositol-3,5-bisphosphate 5-phosphatase activity. Gene Ontology annotation, cellular component: intracellular membrane-bounded organelle.
CACCUUGCUCGCCAUCAACAAACCCCUCUUCACGCUUCUCGCCACCCCACACAGCGGCAAUUUACAAUGCCGCGCCGCCGCCCCAUGGACGACACAGACGACCCCUCGGGGUUGUCCCAGUACGCUCUCUGGGAGACCAAGUCGCGGUAUUAUAUCACAGCCUCGGCGGGAAGUAAUCAUCGCGUGCUCAAGAUCGACCGUGCCGAUGCCGACCUCAACGUGGUUGAAGACGCGACGGAGUACGACACUGAGCAGCUAGAUCUACUCCUCAGAAUGGUCGAUGAGGGAAACAAGAGCCAGGGCGGGUUGACGAAGGGAAACGACUUCUUUGGCAUCGUCGGCUUCGUCAAGUUCACCACGGCGUGGUACAUGUGUAUAGUAACACAGCGCAGCGUCGUCGGGCUGUUGGGCGGACAUUACAUCUACCACUGCGAUAAGACCAAGCUCAUCCCCAUCUCUCCCAAAGCCUCUGCCGUCUCGCAUGACUCCAGGAACAUCAGCAUCUUUGACCAAGUUGACCUAUCCAAGAACUUCUACUUCUCCUACUCUUACGAUAUCACGAAUGUGCUGCAGCUCAAUCUCACCAUACCGGACGCUAAACGACGCCUCAACACGCGCUUUAUGUGGAACCAUCACCUGCUUAAGCCAGUAUUUGAUCUCGAGGACCCCAAGAACCGCAGUCCGUGGGUGCUUCCGUUCAUCCAUGGAUCGUUUGACCAGACGAAAAUCAAUGUCUUCUCCCGAACAGUCUACCUUACGCUCAUCGCGCGAAGGUCACGCUUUCACGCCGGUGUGCGCUUCUUAACUCGUGGAGCUGAUGAGAAUGGCGAUGUGGCGAAUGAAGUGGAAACUGAGCAGAUUGUCUCAGAACCGCUUGCCACACCAUUCGGCUACCCCGUAAACUGCGAGGAUGGCGCCGACUACGGUGGAUACACCAGCUUCGUGCAGCUGCGCGGAAGUAUCCCCGUCAUGUGGCACCAAGUAUCGGAGAAGAUGGUUCCCAAGCCGCCGAUUGAGGUAACAAUCAAGGACCCCUAUUAUUCGCCCGCGGCGCGACACUUUGAUAACUUGCUGGGGCGCUACGGUGCGCCCAUCUUCAUCUUGAAUCUUGUGAAAAGCAAGGAGACUGUUCCCCGUGAAUCAAAACUCCUCGUCGAGUAUGGGGAGUGCGUCGAGUAUCUCAACCAGUUUCUGCCCGAAGGAAAGAAGAUGAGAUACAUCGCAUGGGACAUGGCGCUGGCUGCGAAGAGCCGCCAUCAAGACGUGAUGGGUAUCUUGGAGGACGUGUGCGAAGAGAGCAUCCAGCUCACCCAUUUCUUCCAUGGAGGUGCAGCGAGGCACGAGGUGACGAACGACGAGCAUCGCAAUAUGCCGCUUCUCCAAUGCGGCGUUCUACGGGUCAACUGCGUCGAUUGCCUCGACCGCACCAACGCUGCUCAGUUCGCCAUAGCGAAGCGGGCGUUAGGACAUCAGCUCUAUGCCCUCGGUUUACUGGGCAGCCCCAACCUGCCUUUCGCCUGCGAUGCUGUGGAGGUGUUGACGGAGAUGUAUCACGACCAUGGAGACUUUCUGGCUUACCAGUAUACGGGGAGUGCCGUUGUCAACCGCGACACCUACCGCCCUACGAAGGCGACUCAAUGGACGAGUCACUCACGAGAUCUAGCCCAGAACAUUAGGCGAUACUUCAACAACUCCAUCCUUGGUAGGUUCCGAUACCUGACCGCACGCCAGCUUAUCCCAGACGCGGACAAACAAGCUGCCAUGAAUCUCUUCCUCGGAGUAGAAUCUGCUGCCGCCAACAAAGCGAGAACACCGCGUCCAAACUAUCGUCACUGGUACACCGAGAAGCACCUCGAGCCACCAAGUCUUGGCUCGCUGGGAGAUCAGUCUGCAGUACCCCGCUCCAUGUUCAACGAGUACUACAAACCCUCCGUGCUGACUCAGUUGGACAAAAUCUACGCUUUUGAGAUGACUUCAACACUCAAGUUCACAAGCCACCGCAACAAGAAUGGCAUGCAAAGCCCAUUUGAGACCAUCGGCGCUAUAGACGCUUCCUCACCAACAUCGAGAACACCGGAAUUACGUCGUACGGCCCGCCGCUGGGCGAUGGCUGCCUCGCCCAAGAGAGACGAGGACCCCGAUGGCGAGCAGCACCAGACCGAGAAUCUCCCCCCUCCUCACCCAGUUGAGACACUGGUCGCAUCGCUGCUUGACCCGCCUGACAUGGACCAGCGCGUGCGCGAGUACGACUGGUACAUGCACUACCAUACAGAUGACUUGCUCUCGGCUGCCUCGACCGCCGAGCCGCAGGACUUGCAGCGAUAUGUGCGUGCCGCGCAAAUAGCCUCGGGCAUGGACAUCGACGAGCCAACCCCCGGUACGCCGCCAACGAUGAGCCUGAUGGCGGCUGCCUCAGACGGUAUGGCUGAAGAACUGUACGAGCCUUCCAAGCAAACGCUCCAGUUCUAUGAUACGUGGCUCAACGGAUCGGCUUCGACUGUGUAAUUAUUGUAUCUCCUGCAUCGAUGUAUGUUCUAUCAAC